UCGAACUUCAAAAUGGACCCCAACCUCAUCCUCAAAAAAGCACCACCUCUGCACCAAGCCUGGCUCGCUCACGAAGAAGCCUUCAAUCUCCUCGCCGCCAAACCCGUCAUCACAGACCCGAAUGUCAGUCAGAAACUCUACAGCGAGACCUGCAAAGCAGUUAAUGCAGAACUGCUCGCCGACAGAGACAAAUAUCUAACCGAGCACAUCGCCACUUUGGAGAUGAAAUUGGAACCCAAUCCAGGCUCAGCUAAUGCUCAUUCCAUUCCUAUCAGAAAAUACUUCCCCAUUUCAUCCAGUCCCGUGACGAAGAACAUUGUCGUCUAUUUCCACGGUGGAGGACUUUACGUCGGCGAUCUAGACAGUGAAGACUUGACAUGUCGUCGAAUAUGUAAAGCUCUUAAUUGCACGGUGUACUCGUCUAGCUACCGCAAGAUGCCGCAGUUCACAGCUGAUGACGCACUCUCUGAUGCUCUGUGCACUUUUAAAGAGGUCGCCAGUCACAAGAAAGAGGGUAAACUUGUAGUGAUAGGGAGCUCGUCUGGUGGACAACUUGCGGGCCAAAUUUCACAGCAUUAUCGAACUCUUAAGAGCGAUUUGAUCGAUGGGGUGUUGUUGAGAGGGCCAGUAACCUGUAAUUCCACGGAAGGUGGCAAGUAUUUACCUGAUCGAUUCAAAGAUGUGCAUACCUCAAUGUCGAAAGCGUUUCAUACCUCGUUGUUGAGCGGUGCUGCACUGAACAAUGAGAACCGGACAACGACAGUGCUGCCAUUGGAAGCGGAUGAUUUGAGCGGGAUGCCGAGACAUUGGAUCCAGGUCUCAACAAAUGAUAUUUAUUACUCUGAUGGCGUUUGCUAUGCAGAGGCGUUGAGAGAGGCAGGUGUUGAGGUUAACUUGGAUGUUGUGGAGGGAUGGCCGCAUACAUUUUGGUUGAAGGCUCCAUAUUUGGAGAGAGCGGUGCAAGCGGAGAGUGAUAUGAUUGAGGGAUUGCGGCAGUUGUUGGAAUGUGACGUUCAGAAGGUGAAGGUAGUACAGGCGGAGGAGAAGCUUAUGUCUGUCCUGAGCGACAGACUGUGA
Molecule: messenger RNA, 1077 nt
Organism: Hyaloscypha bicolor E
Lineage: Eukaryota; Fungi; Ascomycota; Leotiomycetes; Helotiales; Hyaloscyphaceae
Product: alpha/beta-hydrolase
Exons: 3
Molecular function (GO): hydrolase activity
Source: RefSeq, a predicted model, not a curated record